Molecule: messenger RNA, 1065 nt
Organism: Cheilinus undulatus (humphead wrasse)
Lineage: Eukaryota; Metazoa; Chordata; Actinopteri; Labriformes; Labridae
Gene: gjd6
Product: gap junction protein delta 6
Exons: 3
Coding region: 1-1065 (354 amino acids)
Biological process (GO): cell communication
Cellular component (GO): connexin complex
Source: RefSeq, a predicted model, not a curated record
AUGACGGAGUGGACUCUGCUCAAAAGACUCCUGGAUGCUGUCCACCAGCACUCCACCAUGAUUGGUCGCCUUUGGCUUACAGUCAUGGUUAUUUUUCGGCUGCUCAUUGUUGCAGUGGCGACUGAGGACGUGUACACCGACGAACAGGAGAUGUUCGUGUGCAACACAUUGCAGCCAGGAUGCUCUACUGUCUGUUAUGAUGCAUUUGCUCCCAUUUCCCAACCUCGUUUCUGGGUUUUCCACAUUAUCAGCGUCUCCACACCAUCCCUUUGCUUCAUCAUCUACACUUGGCACAACUUGUCCAAGCUGCCACAGCACACCACUCAGAGGCAGAUGUACGACCGGAGCUGCGACUCAGACAGCUGCUCCAUUCGCUCUCAUAAGCACCUAGGUCACAGCUUGGCAGACGUGCUUGAAGGCAUCCCAGCUCAGAGCUGUGCAGAGGUGGUCUCUGGGGGGGUUCUGUCCAAAUGUUACAUCUUCCAUGUGUGUUUGCGGGCUGUCCUGGAGUUGGGAUUUGUUCUGGCUCAAUGGAAGCUGUUUGGCUUUCAAGUACCUGUCCAUUUCUUGUGUACUUCAGCCCCUUGCAGCCAGCCAGUGGACUGCUACAUCUCCAGACCCACAGAGAAGACCAUCUUCUUGCUCUUUAUGUUCUGUGUGGGUGUUUUCUGUAUCCUGCUUAAUCUGCUGGAGCUCAAUCAUCUGGGCUGGAAGAAGAUCCGGCUGGCUGUGAAACUCAGGGAGAAGGUGUCCUCAGGAGGAUGUCCAGGUAUAAAGGGGGGUUAUGAAACCUUCCCUCCUGACAGUCACUCUCUCACAUCUUGUUUAGGUUUUAGGGAAGUAACCAGCACCACCUCUCUGCCCACUUUGGACCUGGUGGUUGGUCACCAGCCUGAGUGGACCUGUGCUGGGAACUGUGCCAGAGUUGGGGGGCCUUGGGAGGUAAAAGAGACUAGACCGGAACAAUCAAAAAGACAGGACUCCCAUAAAGAAGAGAGGCAGCCUCUUACGAGUAAAAGGGAGAUCAGGGGGACCAAGCAGAGGAUUACUGAGGUUUGGAUCUAG